Messenger RNA from Xenopus tropicalis (tropical clawed frog), 3377 nucleotides. It is a transcript of the gene pik3c2b, whose product is annotated as phosphatidylinositol-4-phosphate 3-kinase catalytic subunit type 2 beta. Bases 418 to 2214 code for a protein of 598 amino acids. Gene Ontology annotation, molecular function: 1-phosphatidylinositol-3-kinase activity; phosphatidylinositol binding; transferase activity. The transcript is spliced from 15 exons. Gene Ontology annotation, biological process: phosphatidylinositol-3-phosphate biosynthetic process; phosphatidylinositol phosphate biosynthetic process. The record is from RefSeq and is a predicted model, not a curated record. Lineage: Eukaryota; Metazoa; Chordata; Amphibia; Anura; Pipidae.
UGCAGAUUUCUUACAAACUAAAAAAUAAGACAGAAUUUUAAGUUCUGGCUUGCUGACUUCUAGGAUGGGUAUAAGCUGGUUGUGCACAUCUAAACUGAUUCUUAUGUAGUGCCCUUUGUCUUUUACUUAGCUGAUCUUGUCUAAGCUGGGGAGUUCUGCAGGUUGGAAGAAGCUGUCCCAAAAUAGCAAAACAUGGACUGACUCAGCCACCAUCACUUCGUGUUUUGUACGAGUAAGCAGCAGCCUGCACAGGAAAAUCUGAUACAUUUAGAUUGAAUCUUCUGUCCACGUUAAAAGGAAGUGAGAAAGUCAAAGGAGAAAGCAAGACAAUCAAAGAAGAAAACAGGAAUCAAACAGAAAUUAAUAAAAGAGUUAAGGAAGGAGAAGCAAAAACAAGCAAGAAAGUGGCUGACAAACAUGAACAAGAAAAUACUGGUGGAAAAUUGCUGCCAAUCAGAACUUAGGUCUCUGCCUUUGCAGCUUUUUAGAGCCCCCGGCUGGCAAUGGGCAUGCCUGCCUGACAUCUCUGCCCUGUUGGGCCAGUGGACUGAAAUGAAUCAUCACGAUGCACUAAGGUUGCUUCAUGCCAGAUAUCCUGAUCAGGAAGUGAGGGAUACUGCAAAACAGUGGAUUGAUUCCAUAUCUGAUGCUGAACUUUUAGAGUAUCUCCCUCAGCUUGUACAGGCUCUGAAAUAUGAAUGUUAUCUAGACAGCCCACUGGUCAGAUUCCUUCUAAAACGAGCCAUUUGUGAUUUGAGAAUAACUCACUAUUUCUUCUGGUUGCUGAAAGAUUGCCUGAAAGAUUCUCAAUUUAGCAUCAGGUAUCAAUACCUGCUGGCUGCUCUACUUUGCUGUUGUGGGAAGGGUCUGAGAGAGGAGUUUGAUCAUCAGUGUUGGCUUGUGAAUACUUUGUCUAAACUUGCUCAGAAGGUGCGAGAGGGAGCGCCGUCUUCCAGGCGGGCAAUACUAAGGGAAGGACUGGAGGAAGUCAAACGGUUUUUUAAUGUGAAUGGUUCCUGUCGGCUACCACUGAACCCCAGCCUUCUUGUUAAAGGGAUAGUGCCAGAGGAAUGUUCCCAUUUUAAUUCAAAUGCAGUGCCACUGAAACUCACAUUUCAAAAUGUGGAUACUUUGGGGGGAAAUAUCCAAAUAAUAUUUAAGUGUGGAGAUGACCUUCGUCAGGAUAUGCUAACGCUGCAGAUGAUACGCAUCAUGAAUAAGAUCUGGGUGCAAGAAGGCCUUGAUAUGCAGAUGGUAAUCUUCCGAUGUUUCUCUACAGGACGUGGGAGAGGAAUGGUAGAGAUGAUUCCAUCUGCUGAAACUUUGCGAAAGAUCCAAGCUGAACAUGGAGUCACUGGUUCAUUUAUGGACCGUCCACUUGCUGACUGGCUACAAAAACAUAAUCCAACAGUGAACGAGUAUGAAAAGGCAGUUGUGAAUUUUAUCUACUCAUGUGCUGGAUGCUGUGUAGCAACAUAUGUACUGGGUAUCUGUGAUCGGCAUAAUGACAACAUCAUGCUGAAGACAAGUGGGCAUAUGUUUCAUAUUGACUUUGGCCGCUUUCUUGGACAUGCGCAGAUGUUUGGCAACAUUAAGCGUGAUCGUGCUCCUUUUGUCUUCACAUCUGACAUGGCAUAUGUCAUCAAUGGAGGAGAUAAACCAUCCAGUCGCUUCCAGGACUUUGUUGAUUUAUGUUGUCAGGCCUAUAAUCUUAUCCGCAAGCACACUCAUCUGUUUCUUAAUUUGCUGGGACUGAUGCUGUCUUGUGGGAUUCCAGAACUUUCAGAUCUACGGGAUUUAAAAUAUGUAUAUGAUGCACUGCGUCCUCAAGAUUCAGAGUCUGAUGCCGCUACCUACUUUACAAGGCUCAUAGAAUCCAGUCUUGGGUCAGUAGCAACUAAGCUAAACUUUUUUAUUCAUAACCUGGCACAGCUGAAGUUUAGCUGCACAGAUGAACACCUGUCACUUUCCUUCUGUCCACGGAUAUAUACAUUGAAGUUAGAUGGAAGGAUAAGUAAUGUUUUACUGACCAAAUGCAAGAAGAUAUUCACCCCUAAGAAAGGAUACAUAUUUAUCAUUAAAGUGGUAAGAGAAUGCCCCCAAGAGUCCACUCUCAUCCAAAGAUCAUUUGAAGAGUUCCGGGAGCUACAUAACAAACUAAGACUUCUCUUCCCUUCAUCACAACUCCCUAGAUGGCUAUGGAACAUUUUGUGAAGAAAAGCAAUAUAAAAUAAAGUCUCAUUUCAUUCUUCUCCAUAAUGGGAAGUUUAUAAAAACAAGUCCAGAUGUAUUUUAUGCUACAGUUCAUGAUGUAUUGCAGGGAGUGAAAUUUAUUAACACCCCCCCAUGAAUACCUGAGUGGGGGCAAUGCUGAAUUUCUGGUUUAGGAGACAUUUUACAUUUUAAAUGUAACAUCUUUGUGACAUCACUUAACUGACCUUUAAAAGUACCAAAAAUCCUUUAAGGUUCAUUGUGAUAAUAUAAGGUCUCCUCAGUACAAUAGUGCCCCAUUUUUAUUAGCAAAAACACAUUAGCAAGCACAGGGAGCAUACCAACUAUCAACCCAAACUGUCCCAUUGCGUUGUAUUAGAAUUCAUUUAAAAACACUCACUGCAACAACAGGAUUCUAGCAUAGGGAAGAUUGGAUAGUAAUAUUGUAGAUAUAUAUUUAAUGUAUCUCAAAAGCAGAAUAUAUAGUGUUCACCUUAUAGUGACCAUAGUGACCAAUGCAAGUAUUUCCCAUGUUUUCCCCCAUUUAGAAUGUAUACACAUGAGCCACUCAGGAUAAGCUGCAUUUGCCACCAUUAACAAGGACUGUCUGGCUGACUAUAGGUCGGGGGUAUGCCAUUUCUCUGGGGAAAAUAAAGUAAGAGUAAGAAAAUGCAGGAGACCCCUCCCCACCAGGUAUAAGCCGAGGGUUACUUUUUGAGCACAUUUUUAGUGCUGAAAAACUCUGCUUAUACUCGAGUAUAUACGGUAAAUAGAAAUGUAACUAGAUGUAUAAAUAUUAGGAAUGUUGUAUAUAGCCAUGGCAUGAAGUUAUUAACAAACUUAUACACAGGGGUUGAUUUAUUAGCACACACAAUUGCACAAAUGUAGUUACCUAUAACAAGCAAAGCAAUAGAUUUAUGUGCUUACAGCAGACUGAUCAAAAGUAAUUGCUAUCUGCAGUGGUGUAAUUGUGCAUAUAUGUAAGUAAAUCAUCCCUAUAAUGUUAAACACCAUCAGGCCAGGUAUUUAUAAAUGGGUCUUUAUAAAUGUCUUUGUAAUCCACUAAUUUGCAAUAACAGAUUAUCAACCCACUACAGGUAUAGGAUCCAUUAUCUGGAAACGCAUUAUCCAGAAAGUUCCAAAUUACAGGAAGGCUAUCUCCUAUA